AUGGAGCGCUUCACCUUCUGGAGCGUUUUGCUGGCGUGCUGCGCCCACAUCCGAGCGGCGGAGCCGGGCGCUGCGCCCUCGUGCCCGGCGCAGUGUCACUGCGAGCAGGACGGCAUCGUGCUGUCGGUGGAUUGCUCCGAGCUGGGGCUGCCCGAGGUGCCCUCCGCCCUGAGCCCGCUGACCGCCUACCUGGAUCUGAGCAUGAACAACAUCAGCCAGCUGCAGCCCAGAGCCUUCGGCCGCCUGCAAUUCCUGGAGGAGCUACGCCUCUCUGGAAACCAGAUCUCCAGUAUCCCAGGGGAAGCUUUCUCUGGCCUCUACAGCCUGAAGAUUCUGAUGCUGCAGAACAAUCAGCUGAGCCGCAUCCCUGCAGAGGCACUGAGAGAUCUUCCAAACCUCCAAUCUCUACGCCUGGAUGCCAACCUCAUCUCCGUGGUGCCCGAGGGGAGCUUUGAGGGGCUGCAGUCCCUGCGGCACCUCUGGCUGGACGACAACGCGCUGACGGAGAUCCCGGUCCGAGCUCUGAACCGCCUCCCAGCACUGCAGGCCAUGACGCUGGCGCUCAACCAGAUCUGGCACAUCCCCGAUUUCGCCUUCCAGAACCUCAGCAGCCUCGUGGUGCUGCACCUUCACAACAACCGCAUCCAGCGCCUGGGGGCGAAAGGCUUUGAUGGGCUGCACAACCUGGAGACGCUGGAUCUCAAUUACAACGAGCUGCUGGAAUUCCCAGGGGCCAUUCGGACGCUGGGCCGACUGCAGGAGCUCGGUUUUCAUAACAACAACAUCAAAGCCAUCCCAGAGAACGCAUUUGUUGGGAAUCCCCUUCUCCAAACAAUCCAUUUUUAUGACAACCCCAUCCAGUUUGUUGGACAGUCUGCCUUCCAGUACUUGCCAAAGCUACACACUCUGUCUCUCAACGGUGCAACGGACAUCAGAGAAUUCCCAGACCUAAAAGGCACCACCAGCCUAGAAGUUUUGACGCUGACCCACGCAGGCAUCUGCCUCCUCCCCAGAGCCGUGUGCCAGCAGCUGCCCAACCUGCGCGUCCUAGAGCUGUCACACAACAAGAUCGAAGACCUGCCCAGCUUCCACCGGUGCCAGCGGCUGGAGGAGCUGGGUCUCCAGCACAACAGAAUCCACGAAAUCAGAGCGGACACCUUUGUGCAGCUGACAGCCCUGCGCUCCAUAGACCUGAGCUGGAAUGACAUCCACUUCAUUCACCCCGACGCCUUCGUGACGCUGCGCUCGCUCACCAAGCUGGAUCUGUCAGACAACCGGCUGGCAGUGCUGCCGCUGGGUGGAUUGGGCAGCUUGACCCACCUGAAGCUGCAGGGCAACCCAGCACUCUCUGAGCCCUUUGCCGAGGACAGCUUUCCCAAAUUAAGAGUCCUCGAGGUACCUUACGCCUACCAGUGCUGCGCCUAUGGAAGCUGCAGUGGGUUCUUCAGAGCAUCCAACCAGUGGGAAGCAGGAGGCGCGAGCCCUGAGGAUGAAGAUCCCCACAGGAGGGCCCUGGAGCUCUUCCCAGGUCACGCAGACAACCACUAUGACCUCGAGGCAGACGAGCUCCAGCUGGACCUUGAGGACUCAAAGCUGCACCCCUCUAUCCAGUGCACACCCAGCCCCGGCCCCUUCAAGCCUUGUGACCACUUGUUUGAGAGCUGGAUCAUUCGCCUGGGCGUCUGGGUCAUUGUUCUGGUCUCGGUGCUCUGCAAUGGGCUGGUGGUCCUGGCUGUCUUCGCCUCUCCCAGCUACCUCUCUCCAGUCAAGUUUGUCAUCGGCUCCAUAGCCGGAGCCAACACGCUGAGCGGCGUUUCCUGCAGCAUGCUGGCUCUCGUUGACGCCCUGACCUACGGCCACUUCGCGCAGUUCGGCGCCAGGUGGGAGAGCGGCACGGGCUGCAGGGUGACCGGCUUCCUGGCCGUGUUCUCCUCCGAAGCCGCCAUCUUCCUGCUGACACUGGCUGCAGUGCAGUGCAGCGUUUCGGUCUCCUGCGCGCGGGGCUGCAGGAAGGCACCCUCCCUUGGCAAGGUGAAGGCGGCGGCGCUCGGCUGCCUCUUGCUGUCCUUCGUGGCCGCAGUUCUGCCUCUCUUCUCCAUCGGGGAGUACGGAGCGUCCCCGCUGUGCCUCCCAUACCCCAUCCCGGGUGGGAAACCCGCCACCCUGGGCUUCACCGUGGCCUUGGCGAUGACGAACGUGCUCUGCUUCCUGAUGGUCACAGGCACCUACAUCCGACUGUACUGCAGCCUGCUGAAGGGCGAGUGCGGCGCUGUCUGGGACUGCGCCAUGGUCAAGCACGUGGCCUGGCUGAUCUUCACCAACUGCCUCCUCUACUGCCCGGUGGCCUUCCUCACCUUCUCUUCCACGCUCAACCUCUUCCUCAUCACCCCGGAGGUCAUCAAAUCAGUCCUCCUGGUGGUCCUGCCCCUGCCUGCCUGCCUGAACCCCGUGCUCUACCUGCUCUUCAACCCCCACUGCAGGGAUGACCUCCGCCUGCUGCGGCAGAAAGGCCGGGACAGGGGCGGCUGCCCCCAGCCCUGCGGGCUCGACGACGUGGAGAAAAUCUCCUACGACUCCACGCAGGCUCUGGUCAGCUUCUCUGACAUCGACCACAUAUUCGAGACGUCCGAUUCCCUGGGAGCGCACCCCAUCCUCGACAGCUACCGCUUCCCCUCCGCGACGCUCGUGCCCUGCCAGCAAAGGAUGGGCGCGGGGGGAAGGCAGCGGGGCUGCUCCGAGCUCUGCCCCUGCCUCAGUGACAGCGCCGUACUGACGGCUCCAGAGAGCGGGGAGCCGACAGCCCGCAGCCCCCGGGCCGCCUCCUGCCCCCCCCCGCCCUACGUCUCUCACGUAUAG
Messenger RNA from Centrocercus urophasianus (Greater sage-grouse), 2856 nucleotides. It is a transcript of the gene LGR6, whose product is annotated as leucine rich repeat containing G protein-coupled receptor 6. Gene Ontology annotation, biological process: G protein-coupled receptor signaling pathway. The transcript has 18 exons. Lineage: Eukaryota; Metazoa; Chordata; Aves; Galliformes; Phasianidae. Gene Ontology annotation, molecular function: protein binding; protein-hormone receptor activity; G protein-coupled receptor activity. The record is from RefSeq and is a predicted model, not a curated record. Bases 1 to 2856 code for a protein of 951 amino acids. Gene Ontology annotation, cellular component: membrane.